Molecule: messenger RNA, 684 nt
Organism: Aspergillus glaucus CBS 516.65
Lineage: Eukaryota; Fungi; Ascomycota; Eurotiomycetes; Eurotiales; Aspergillaceae
Exons: 1
Coding region: 1-684 (227 amino acids)
Source: RefSeq, a predicted model, not a curated record
AUGCCUGGAGUCCAGGGUUCGAGAUGGCCGAGCAGAUGUGCAUGGCUAUUGUUUGACGAGGUCCAAGAAUCUUACUGGGACGAUAGCCUCCGACUGGAUCUCUUCGGAGAAAUUGUCGCAAGCAAAGUGCAUUUUCUAUUGCCCAUGCAUUCCGGAACCGAUCAUACGGCAUAUGCCCUAACCCCAACUCGCCCAGUCUACUGCUACCGCAAGAUGAAGCAAUUGUCUUCCAAAAAUCCACCGACAGCACGAAUGUUGAAUUCGAAGAAGAACUUGCUUGCUGGCUCUUUAACCACUUUUCGAGCAUACAGCCAAAUGAUGACUGACAUUACAGAGAUGCAUCGGCUAUGCUUACCAGAAAACGAUCCCUUUGACUGGUCAAACCCGGUGUCUACCGACCUCGCGUAUAAUGGGAAAUUUUGGCAACGGACACUGCAUGGUUACAAGGCGAACUAUGACGCCUUGUGGCGUAUCCCGGCAUCACUGAAACAUCUGUCGGAGGAACGGUCGAUGCCAACGAGCCCUAAAUUGUCAAUUAGUGCAAGAGACAUCCUGGGGCCCUCGACUACUUUAUGGCACCCUAUUCUUGGGAAUCUCCAACCAUUCCGGGAAUUCUUAGACGUUGCAAAGAAAUGGGUUCCGACUAAAAGACACUCCAACGCAUUUGGAAAAGCGGAUGGUUAA